UGGUUGUAACGGGUUCAAGCGUGAGUAUCGUGGCUGAGAACAAAAGCAGACGCAAUCGGGAAUUUUUUUUUAUUAUAUAUAAAAACAUGUAUGAUUUAUGAAAUUGAUCAACAAACAAGUCGACAAAAAAACGUAUAUCAAAUUCUCUAUUGAACAAAAUGUCGUCAACGUUCAGCGGUGAUGAAACUGCUCCAUUCUUCGGCUUCCUCGGCGCCGCCGCUGCCCUCGUCUUCUCCUGUAUGGGAGCUGCCUAUGGAACGGCCAAGAGUGGUGUUGGAGUUGCAUCGAUGGGGGUUAUGAGGCCUGAGCUGGUCAUGAAGUCGAUCGUCCCAGUGGUUAUGGCGGGAGUUUUGGGUAUUUACGGUCUCAUCAUAGCUGUUAUCAUCAGUACUGGUAUUAAUCCCAAGGCUAAAUCCUAUUAUCUCUUUGAUGGCUAUGCUCAUCUCUCGUCUGGUCUCGCUUGUGGUCUUGCUGGCCUCUCUGCUGGUAUGGCUAUUGGGAUUGUGGGUGAUGCUGGUGUUAGGGCCAAUGCACAACAGCCAAAACUUUUCGUCGGUAUGAUUCUAAUUCUCAUUUUUGCUGAAGCCCUUGCUCUAUAUGGUCUCAUUGUUGGUAUCAUCCUCUCUUCUCGAGCGGGUCAGUCAAGAGCUGAAUAAGAAUUUUUUCUUUCUGGUGGCUAUAUUGAUCGUUGCUGUUUAUCUAGAACUACUUUGUUAUCCUUUAAAGAAAAAAACUCAGCGAAAUGUUCUAUAAGAUCUUGUUUGCGGUGUAAUUAGAAAUUCUAUGAAAUUGUUUGUUAAGUUUUUUUUUUAUGUUCUGAUGGUAGGAUAUAGAAUUAGCAAUUAGUUUCACCAUUUAAUAGCAAUAUUUGUGCAGACUCAUUGCCUGUAUUAUAUUUUGCUAGUAAGCUAGCACUCUGGAUGUGCUGUUAAUAUUGCCAUUUUCUUUA
Messenger RNA from Humulus lupulus (European hop), 949 nucleotides. Its product is annotated as V-type proton ATPase 16 kDa proteolipid subunit. The transcript is spliced from 3 exons. Lineage: Eukaryota; Viridiplantae; Streptophyta; Magnoliopsida; Rosales; Cannabaceae. Gene Ontology annotation, cellular component: proton-transporting V-type ATPase, V0 domain. Gene Ontology annotation, biological process: proton transmembrane transport. The record is from RefSeq and is a predicted model, not a curated record. The coding region runs from base 159 to 656 and encodes 165 amino acids. Gene Ontology annotation, molecular function: proton-transporting ATPase activity, rotational mechanism.